This is a messenger RNA of Pelagomonas calceolata, 723 nucleotides long. NCBI's taxonomy places the organism in Eukaryota, Pelagophyceae, Pelagomonadales, Pelagomonadaceae. The record is from the annotation of a GenBank genome assembly.
GUACCUGGCCCUUGACGAAUCGGUUACCGCGCGCGGCCUGUCGCCUGCGCGCACCCAGAGCGGGAGCCGUUGCCUGCGCCUGCUUACCAUCACCCAGCAGCCCCACCGUCUGCGCGCGUGAUCCGUGCGCGACGCGACGGUUCCGCCGUGGCAAGCUCUGUGCCAUAGAGGCAGGAGGCUGCCCUACCUCGCGCAGCGAUGGCCAAGAAGAAGGGCGGCAAGGGCAAGAAGGCCCCGAAGAUCCUCACGCCGAAACGAUGCACGAUCAACAUCGUCUACUGCUGGCGCGGGCUGUCGAUGGGGACGCUUGGCAUGGGCGGGCCCUACCGCCGGAUACGGACGCUGUUAUUGAUGGAGUUCCGGCGGGCCGAGAUCUCCAUUGUCGGGAAUGGGACCGCGGCCUUGCCGUCGUCGGAGCCGUUAACUGUAAAACUGGUCGAGACGGGGGAGGACCUCGGGUCGCUCGACUGGAGCCUCUCUCAUGUUUCCAAGCUCAACGAGCGGGAGGAGGCCAUCGCUGUGAUCGUCGAGAAGACGGCGAAGCAGGUGAGGAAGUACUUGUCCACACCGAUAGAGGGGCCGUCCAAAUUCCGCGGGAGCGCCGCGGGCAAUCUGACCUACUAUGUACCCAAGAAGAAGAAGGGCAAGGGGAAGAAGAAGAAGUGAGCGCUUUGGCGCGCGCGUUUUAUACUGUGGUGUGUAAGAUCUAAGAUUCAUGACGAG